Messenger RNA from Macadamia integrifolia, 2255 nucleotides. Its product is annotated as squalene synthase 1-like. The record is from RefSeq and is a predicted model, not a curated record. Gene Ontology annotation, biological process: farnesyl diphosphate metabolic process; lipid biosynthetic process. The coding region runs from base 313 to 1557 and encodes 414 amino acids. Lineage: Eukaryota; Viridiplantae; Streptophyta; Magnoliopsida; Proteales; Proteaceae. Gene Ontology annotation, cellular component: endoplasmic reticulum membrane. Gene Ontology annotation, molecular function: squalene synthase [NAD(P)H] activity. The transcript is spliced from 14 exons.
UUAGUUUUUUGAAUUUUGACGGAAAAAGUUAUGAAUCAUUCAAAGAUGGAAAUGGAUUCCUCUUUUCUCAUCAAUUUCUGAUUGAAUUUCUCCUUUCAAUUCAAGUUGUUUGGAGUUUGGAUCCAAACGAUAGACAGCUGUAAGAACUGAGCAGUGGCCCCGGCUCCUCUUCACCACCACCACCACCACCGCUUCUGGGAUCACAUCUCAGUCUUCCGCGUUUCUUAUCGUCUUCUUCCCCCGAUCUAGGAGGAUCCAUUCUUCGUUUGAGUUUUAGCUUGAAGAAGAAGAAGAAGAAGAAGGGAGAAGAAGAUGGGGAGUUUAGCAGCCGUGUUGACGCACCCGGACGAUAUCUAUCCGCUUGUGAAGCUGAAGAUGGCCGCCAGGAAUGCGGAGAAGCAGAUUCCAUCUGAACCUCAUUGGGGCUUUUGCUACAGCAUGCUACACAAGGUCUCCCGCAGUUUCGCUCUUGUUAUUCAACAGCUAGGUCCCGAGCUUCGCAACGCUGUUUGCAUCUUCUAUUUGGUUCUCAGAGCCCUUGAUACUGUUGAGGAUGAUACAAGCAUUCCUUCUGAUAUCAAAGUACCUAUUCUGAAAGCUUUCCACCGUCAUGUAUAUGAUUGUGACUGGCAUUUCUCAUGUGGUACAAAGCACUACAAAGUUCUAAUGGACCAAUUUCAUCUUGUUUCAACUGCUUUUUUGGAACUUGGAAGAAGUUAUCAAGAGGCAAUUGAAGAUAUAACUAAAAGGAUGGGUGCAGGGAUGGCAAAGUUUAUAUGCAAGGAGGUGGAAACAGUUGACGACUAUGAUGAAUAUUGUCACUAUGUAGCAGGACUUGUUGGAUUAGGAUUAUCCAAGCUUUUCUAUGCAUCCAGUUUGGAAGAUUUGGCUCUUGAUUCCCUCUCUAAUUCCAUGGGUUUAUUUCUUCAGAAAACAAAUAUUAUUCGGGACUAUCUGGAAGAUAUAAAUGAGAUUCCAAAGUCACGGAUGUUCUGGCCUUGUCAGAUUUGGAGUAAAUAUGUGAACAAGCUUGAGGACUUGAAAUAUGAGCAGAACUCAAAGAAAGCAGUUCAGUGCUUGAAUGACAUGGUCACAAAUGCAUUAAUACAUGUGGAAGAUUGCCUGAAGUAUAUGUCCUCUUUGCGAGAUCCUGCUAUAUUCCGAUUCUGUGCUAUCCCUCAGAUUAUGGCAAUUGGAACACUUGCUUUAUGCUACAACAAUGUUGAAGUCUUCAGAGGAGUGGUGAAAAUGAGACGUGGUCUAACUGCUAAAGUUAUUGACCGAACGAAAACAAUGUCUGAUGUCUACGGUGCUUUCUUUGAUUUUUCUUGCAUGCUGAAGUCCAAGGUGGACAAUAAUGAUCCCAAUGCCACCAAAACUUGGAAUCGGAUAGACGCAAUUCAGAAGGCAUGCAGAGAAUCUGGGUUGCUGCACAAAAGGAGAUCUUACGUGGUGGAAAGCCAUCCAAGAUACAACUCUGCCUUGAUCAUGGCAAUCUUCAUUCUACUGGCAAUAUUUCUCACCUUUUCUGCUAAGCGGCCAACUCAUGUAGAUUAGAUGUCUUUUUGUAGGAGGGGCUUGCUCUAAUGUUCCUGUCAACAUUGUUUAGCGGGCUGUACAACUGAAUCUGUAUUGAUCAGCGAUCACUCAUGUGAUAUUGCUUUGUGCUCAACAUUUAUUUCGGGGGAAGAACCAAGAAGAGAAGAGGUUCCUUUUUUUUCUUUCCCUUCUUUUGAGGUGCUCAUAUAGCCCAUAGAUGUACUCAAUGCUGUUCGUGGUUUACUAUUUGAGUUUUCCUAUCAACUUUGGGAACUAGUGCACUUCAUUUAUCUUAUAUCACCGUAAGUAUCUCCUUGAAAUUUGUUGAUGUAGGUUUGCCUGAGUUUGCAGGUGUUUUUGCUCUAGGAUUUUCAGCCUGAUUUCUCAUUGCAACCCUUCGGCCCUGGGGAGGGAAAGGCAAGAUGUAAUUUCCUACUAAUGAUUUUGAUUCUUUCCCAACAUGGUCCUGUUUUCUUUUCACGUGGCAGAGUUAGAUGGAUUUGGGUGGAUAGAGGAUUCUACACUCAUCUCACUGGUUAAAUUUCAGCCAAGAAGAAUAAUUGCAUUGAUUAAAAAAAAUUGACUUCCAUCUUUUGUCCAGUUGCACAAGAAUGUCACUUCACUAUAUUGUAAUUUAGUGGCAUUUGUAUAUUUAUUAAGGAAGAAAGAAUUACCCUUAAAAGAUGGCCAUUAAAGAAAUGUGGCGGUUUUUAUAA